GACAGCGUGAUUGUCAAUCAAAAAGGACACGAAUAGUGCCAGAAGACACAAACCUGUCCUACUUUCGUAGAUUCUUCCCUUCAUUACCCUGUUACGUAUGAGCACUGAAACAUCAUAAAAGGAAGUCAAAUUUAUUCGAUUCUCCUACCUGUUGCAAAAUCCAGUGGUUCACAACAAUUGUGAAGAAAAAUGGACGAUGAAAUUGAGGAGGAACAGCAGAAACCAUUUGCAGUGGAACGAGCGAAAACUGGCAGAGCAAAGUGUAAAAAAUGUAAAUGCCCGAUUGAUAAAGAUUGCGUGAGAUUGGCGAAAAUUAUGAAAAAUCCAUUUGGCGAUGGAACAAUGAAAAGUUGGCAUCACGUGAGCUGUUUGUUUGAGGUUUUCGCUAAACAGAGAGCGACGACUAAAAGAAUUGAUGAUCCCGAGGAAGAUAUAAGCGGUUGGAAUGAACUCGACGAAGAGGACAAGAAACUGGUCCUCAAGAAACUCGAGGAAUUCAACGAAAAUACGCCUUUCAAGGGAGCGAAACCGCAAAAAGCUUCAACGACAAAUGAAAAGAAACCAAAAGCGAAAUCUCCAAAGAAAGGGAAAACGGGAAAAAUUGAGAAAGACGAGGAAAUUAAAAUUGUGGACAAAUCAAGUGACGAGAAAAAACCAUCUAAGGACGAUAUGUUUCGAGAAUUUCGACGAAUUUGCUGUUCCAUUACUGAUGUGAGUGCAUAUACGGAAAAAACUGCUAUCUUGAAAAGAAUGUUCACUAAAGGUUCAACGGGAGAUGGAUUCAAAAGCGACAUCGUCUUGUGGUGUAAAUUGCUUUUACCUGGUACAGCAAAGAGGAUAUAUAAUCUACAAAGUAAGCAGCUAAUUAAGCUCUUUGCGAGAAUAUUGAAAGAGGACGAAGGCUCAAUGCUUGAACAUUUAGAACAGGGCGAUAUUGGAGAGACCAUUGCUGUAUUCUUUGGCAAAAGUGACGCCUUGCGACCAAAUAUCAAGAGUGUAAUCACAAUUCAAGAGGUGGAAAAUUUUUUAGCGAAACUGUCAACAAUGACCAAGGAGGUUGAACAAAUGAAUCAUUUCAAGUCUUUUAUUGCCAGAUGCACAGAAAAUGAUUUGAAGAUGAUCAUCAGAUUAAUUAAACAUGACUUGAGAAUUAACGCAGGACCAAAGCAUAUAUUGGAGGCAAUUGACAAAGAUGCGUACACUGCAUUUCAGGUGUCGAACGAUUUGGAAGCUGUGAUCCAGCGUUGUUUAGGUGGUCCUUCAUCUUCUAAUUCUGAUUCCGAUUCUAAGAAAGAUUCAAUUAAAAAAAAAGUUGCUCUCACAAUAAUGACGCCAGUUUUACCAAUGUUGGCAGAAGCUUGCAAAUCUGUAGAAAUGGCGAUGAAAAAAUGUCCAGAUGGAAUGUUAUCAGAAGUCAAAUAUGACGGUGAACGGGUUCAAGUGCACAAAAAAGGCGACGAAUUCCGAUAUUUUAGUCGAUCGUUAAAGCCGGUCAUGGAGCAUAAAGUAAAGACACUGAAAGAUUUCAUUCCCCAAGCGUUUCCAAAUGCAGAUGAUUUAAUUUUGGACGCAGAAAUUUUAAUGAUUGAUACGAGAACUGGACAACCUUUGCCAUUCGGCACAUUGGGAAUUCAUAAAAGAGCCGAAUUUAAAGACGCAAAUGUUUGUUUGUUUGUGUUUGACUGUAUUUACAUGAAUGGCGAAAUACUUCUAAACAAGACAAUGAAAGAAAGACGGGAAAUCCUGGAGAAUAAUUUGACAGAAAUUCCUAAUCGUAUAAAACUUUCUGAAAUUCAGGAAAUAAAUAAACCGAAAGAUUUGGCAGAAAUGAUAGCAAAAGUUUUGAAAAUGGGCCUUGAGGGAUUAGUUCUAAAGAGUGUAACUAGUAAAUAUGAGCCUGGAAAGCGGCAUUGGUUGAAGGUAAAGAAGGAUUAUUUAUGUCAAGGCGCAAUGGCUGAUACCGCAGAUCUCGUGGUUCUCGGUGCUUGGUAUGGCACUGGUCAUAAAGGUGGUAUGAUGUCUGUUUUCCUCAUGGGAUGUUACGAUACCGAUAGAGAUGUUUGGCUCACUGUGACUAAGGUCCACACUGGUCACGAUGAUGCAACUUUGGAGAAACUUCAGGACGAACUUGAUAUGGUGAAAAUAGGAAAGGAUCCGAGUCUUGUUCCAAAAUGGAUGAAAGCAAAUAAACCAAUGAUACCAGAUUUUGUAGCGAAAGAUCCGAAGAAUCAGCCAGUUUGGGAAAUUACUGGUGCAGAAUUUACAAAUCAAGGAGUACAUACGGCCGAUGGAAUUAGUAUCAGAUUUCCAAGAGUGACUCGAAUCAGAAGUGACAAAAAUUGGGAAACGGCGACAAAUCUCAACGAAUUGCGAAAUCUCUUCAAGACCAGCACUGAAUCAACGGAUUUUUCACUUCUUUUAGCUUCAACUAGCAAAGAUUCCAGUGAAGAAACUAAAAAGUCAAAGACGACGACAAAGAAGGAGAAAAAAACGAAGACUGAUUCAAAAGGUACAGGAACAUUGGACGUAUUUGUGAAAAGAGAAAUAAAAAAUGAACCAAAUUCACCAGAGAAAAGUCCAAAGAAACGGCAAAAAAUUGAAAAGGUCAAGUUGAGUGUGAAUACCAGAAUAGAGGAUUCCUUCAUUGAUACUUCGGACGAGGAAAAAUAUGAGGAAAAAAUAGAGCAAGAAUUGGACACCAUUACCUCGGAUGGAGGAGACAAUUUAAAAGUGAAAAAAGUGAAAAAAGAAAUGGAUAAAUAUGAAAUAGAUGAUCAUAAAUACAAAAAAGAAUCCAGUCGAAAAAGAAAUUCAAGGGAAAAAAUUGAAAUUGGAGAAUGUAGUAAAGCUCCAGUAAUAAUUGAUGAAAAUCAAGCAAAAUUCUAUUCGUUUCAUGGAAAUGAUUACAUUGAGUACAAUGAGAAAGGAAUUCCUUUGAAUUGGAUAGAAGGCAGAAAACCACCAGAAAUUUUACCAGGAAAUGCUAAAUUUCUAACUCAACUCGAUGAAAACGAAUUGAAUACUAAAUGUGUCUUGAGGAGGAAUAUUCGUGUCACAUUUGCCAGAGAUUAUAAGCGAAAAGAAAGAAGAAGACUUGCCAGAACAUUAAAAACUCUCGGUGCAACAAUUCUUGAUGAUGAGGAUUUAUCCACAACGACCCAUAUGAUUCAUAGCAGUGCAAAAGUUCCUGCCUCAAUUCUUCAGGAAUAUAAUGGCGUACCAACUUAUGCGAGGCAUGUUCACCAAUCAUGGGUGGAAAAUUGUGCUUCAGAGUCGAAAAUGCAGGAUCCCUCCGUUUACGCUGUAAUUUUGACUGGCGUUUAUUGCACUUGUCCCUGUCCUCAUGGAAGAUGAGGAAUUUCUGAAAGGAAAGUUUUUUUUGAUAAUUUUUUCACGAGACCUGAAGGGUAGUGUAUUUAAUUAACAGUGAAUAUUAAUUUUCGUAACUGAGAUUUUUUUUUAAUUUUACAUUAUACAAUUAAUUUAAUUUAUACAAUUUAUAUAGCGGAGAAUACAAAGUAAUAUUUACAAUAUUGUGUUUUAAAAUAUUGAAAAGAUUAUCAGCUUCUUUUUGCUUCACUAUUUUAUUUUUUUUUUUUAGAAGAAAGAAGCGAAAUAUUAUACCACAAUAAUCAAGCAAUAAAUAAUCAACUAUUUCUAUAACAACAGAAAUCAUUUCAAUUUUUUAUUUUCUCAGAGAAAUAAUUUUUACAGACAUUGGAAAAUAACAGGAUUUUUUUCUUUGAAAGUAAAUUUCGGGGUGUUUUUUUGUUUGUUUUUUUUUGGUUAUCUACGAGGAGUUUACAGGAAAAUAUUGAAUGCGAAUUAUAAACUUUCAUCACGGAAGAGAUUUUUUUUUUUUUUUGGCAAUCAAUUCGAAGAAAGUCGAGAGUCACAGAAAAAUUACUGCGAUGAUGAAGUAUAUUUUAAGGUAAACACUACAAUAUAUCGAUUUUGAUAUUUCUGGAUUACAUUUAUUAUUUAUUUUAUUUUUUUAAAAAAUAUCAUUAAACGUCGACUUAUAACUGUGAAAUGAUCUAAUUCUAGAAAACUAAUACUAAUUAUUAGUUUUUCGACUAUUUUUAGAGGGGAGAAAAGAAAAAAAUUGAGUAUAAUUACAAGUGUAAAUUUAAUAACAAGUCACUUGUGGUAUUUUCCAAUCAAUUAAUAAUGUAAUCGAUAAAUUGUUAUCGUUUCACGGUUAUAAGGUGUCGUCUAAGUAUCUAUAGAAUUUGCAUACUAUUAAAACUCUACCAUGCAUAAAACAUGAAAUCAAUCUUGAGUUAAGGGGUGUUUGUUGUAGAUUUGAAAAUUCUUUUAUAUUUAACACGAAAAUCAUCUAAUUUUCUAAUACUCGACAAAGUUUGAAUUUUUCCUUUUUUUUGUAAAUUAAUAUAAAUUUUCACAUUUUGUUUCACAUUUUCUUUCUUCUAUAUGAUGAUAAUUUCAUGAAAUGGAAUUGUAGAUAUGUAUACAAACUAAUUAAAAAAUAUCUUAGAAUUCUCGUCUAUUACGAGCGAUUUCUAUAGGAACAUAUCUUGUAUGCGUUCGUUAAUUAAAAAUAGAGUCAUUCGCAUUUUUUUUCUUUUAUUUAAUUAUAUUCUCCUCUAGUAUUUUUUUUUUGUUUGCAAAAAAUAUACUGUUAUUUUUGUCAUUCUGUGUUUAUCAUAAGGAAAAAAAUGAGAAACAAGAUAAAAUUACUUUUAUUUUGCAAAAAUAGUUUUUUUCCAUUUAUUUCAUUCGAAGGAAAAUUUUAAUUCGAAAAUUAAAAUUUUAAUUUCUUUUUGUCAGGAA
Molecule: messenger RNA, 4794 nt
Organism: Leptopilina heterotoma
Lineage: Eukaryota; Metazoa; Arthropoda; Insecta; Hymenoptera; Figitidae
Gene: DNAlig3
Product: DNA ligase 3
Exons: 23
Coding region: 190-3354 (1054 amino acids)
Biological process (GO): double-strand break repair via alternative nonhomologous end joining; lagging strand elongation; mitochondrial DNA repair
Cellular component (GO): DNA ligase III-XRCC1 complex
Molecular function (GO): DNA binding; DNA ligase (ATP) activity; ATP binding
Source: RefSeq, a predicted model, not a curated record